Messenger RNA from Helianthus annuus (common sunflower), 1816 nucleotides. RefSeq names its product UDP-glycosyltransferase 85C1. Lineage: Eukaryota; Viridiplantae; Streptophyta; Magnoliopsida; Asterales; Asteraceae. The coding region runs from base 53 to 1504 and encodes 483 amino acids. The transcript is spliced from 2 exons. Gene Ontology annotation, molecular function: UDP-glycosyltransferase activity. The record is from RefSeq and is a predicted model, not a curated record.
UAAAUCAUUUGGCAACCAUACAAUCCAACAAUUGAUAAAAACAAAAACAAAGAUGGAUGCAAUGCCCAUAAUCAACCAAAAGAAGCCUCAUGUGUUGUUCAUACCAUUUCCGGCACAAAGCCACGUCAAGUGUAUGCUCAAACUUGCCAGGCUCCUGAACCACAAGGGCCUUGAUGUAACCUUCAUCAACACUCAGUCGAACCAUAAGCGACUCAUAACAUCCGGUGGGACUCGCUGGCUAGACGAUACUCCAAGUUUUCGAUUCAAAACAGUUCCUGAUGGUGUCCCUUCUUCUACAGAAGAUGGUGUCGAACAUACUCAAACCAUAGUUGAACUCUGGAAUUAUAUGGGAACAACUUUCUAUGAUUCGUUGCUUGAUGUCUUGUCCGGCCUUGAAACUUCGGUUAGUUGUAUUGUUUGUGAUGGUUUCAUGACUUACACAAAUGCUAUGCAGGCUGCUGAGAUGCUUAAGAUCCCAGUCAUCCUUUUCUGGACCAUGGCUGCCUGUGGAUUCAUGGGGUUUUACCAGGUGAAAGUUCUCAAGGAAAAAGAACUUGUCCCACUUAAAGAUGAAAGUGAUUUGACAACUGAAUAUCUUGACAUGGAAAUAGAUUGGAUUCCCGGAAUGGAAGGACUCCUUUUGAAGGAACUACCUGAGUUUAUGCGAUACUCAAAACCGGAUGAUCCUUCGUUUAAAUAUCUCCUAGAAACCGCUCAAGCAGCUGAUAAUGUUUCACAUAUUAUCAUCCAUACAUUCGAGGAACUAGAGGCUAAACUCGUCAAAGCGAUUAAAUCCAUCUUUCCUAAUAUCUACACCGUCGGCCCUCUUCAGUUACAUUUGAAUCAGAUCACAAAAAUGGAAACCAAGAACUUAGAUUUAGAUUGCUAUAGUUUAUGGAAGGAAGAACCCGAGUGUGUCCAGUGGCUCCAAUCUAAAGAACCGAAUUCUGUGGUGUAUGUCAACUUUGGAAGUAUAGCAGUUAUGUCAUUACAAGAAUUGCUAGAAUUUGGUUGGGGACUAGUAAGCAGCAAUCUUUAUUUUCUAUGGAUCAUACGGACUGAUUUAGUGGAUGGGGAGCCUGCGGUUUUGCCUCAAGAACUCAAGGAGGCAAUGAGCGAGAAAGGGUUCGUAGGAAGCUGGUGUUCACAGGAAGAGGUGUUGAAUCACCCGGCAGUUGGUGGGUUCUUGACUCAUGGUGGGUGGGGUUCCAUCAUUGAGAGCUUGUCAGCUGGGGUGCCAAUGAUAUGUUGGCCGUUUUCAGGGGACCAACAGAUAAAUUGUAGGCAAAUGUGCAAGGAAUGGGAGGUUAGCAUGGAGAUUGAGAGGAAUGUGAAGAGGGAUGAAGUAGAGAAGCUUGUGAGGGUAUUAAUAGAGGGAGAGGAGGGUGAAAGAAUGAGGAAGAAGGCUAUGGAAUGGAAGAAAACAGCGGAAACCGCGGUAGCUGCCAAUGGCUCGUCUUGUUUCGAUAUAGAGAAACUUGCUGAUACAAUCAUUAACUUAUGAAUAAACAGGUCCUCAUUCUUGGUGGAUUAGUUCUAUUUUUUACAAGUAUGCUUAAUGGAGAGCAAAAAAUGGAGAACUCUUGUUAGAGGAUAUGGUCAAAUAACUUGGAUCAUAUUGUGUUUUCUUCUGCGGUAUUGUUGGUUGGAUCUAGUGAAGGAUUCAUGAUUUUAUUUGUAUUCGCCUAAUCGGACAGUAUGAUUUGUAGUUGUGGUUUCAAUAAUAAGUUUGGUAAGUUGUUAUUUCUGUAUGAAUGAAUUUCACACGUGAGUAUUGUGUAAGUAGUAGUGUAAUAUCCUAAAUUUGUAUUUAUCA